UCCCAGGAUCAUCCUACAGGACGGCCAUGCUGAAUACACAACCUGUUCAGAGCUGGAGCCAAAGAUCAACCACAAGCUGCAAAACUAUGUGAAAAAAAGAUCUGUAAAGACGUUCUAACAAUGAGGCGACGCUUUCAGAUGCAGCUGGUUAUGGUGGAGUUUGUACAUAAGCGGCUGUAAAUGUACUGCCUCAAGGAAACGAAUCGCUUUGUUGAUUGUGAAGUCAUGCCUUUUUUGGAGUUUGUAGCUGGGAGCAUUUCAGGUGCAGUGGGGAUUGCACUUGGACAUCCGUUGGACACAGUGAAGGUGCGUCUGCAAGCAAAGUCUGUGUAUAAAGGGAUGUUUGACUGUGUGGCUAAAACAUACUUGAAUGAAGGACUCCGUGGAUUUUUCAAAGGCAUGUCCUUUCCUGUUCUGACCACUGGCCUGGCCAACUCCAUCGUCUUUGGCUCUUACAGCAAUGCUUUACAUUACAUCUCUCAGUCUGACUGCAAUAUCCGCAGCCCCUGCAAACAAGCCUCUUCAGUGCAAGUCUUCACUGCGGGCUGCAUCUCAGGCGUUGUGCAGGUGCUGGUUUGUGCUCCAAUUGAUCUGGUGAAGGUGCGUCUGCAGGGUCAAACUGCUGCUGAGCGCUACCGUGGACCCAUACACUGCGUAGCUGUCAUACUGCAGGAGAAGGGUCUAAAGGGUCUGUACAAAGGAGGGGUGGCUAUGGCUCUGAGGGAUGUACCCUGUUAUGGACUCUAUUUCCUCCCUUAUGAGGUCAUCCGUAAGACCCUGACUGAGACUGGAGAGGAGCCAGGUACCUUUGCAAUACUUAUGGCGGGGGGCGUAGCAGGUGUGGUGACCUGGGCGUGCGCCACACCCAUGGACGUCAUAAAGGCUCGGCUCCAAAUGUCUGGAGCUGGCGGUCGGCACUACAGCGGCGUCCUGCACUGCAUAAGAGUCAGCUUAAAGGACGAAGGAGUCAGAGUCUUCUUCAAGGGUCUUCUACUGAACAGUGUCAGGGCUUUCCCUGUCAACGCCGUCACCUUCCUCACCUACGAGAGUCUGCUGAAGAUUUUCCGUUCACCUAGUAAAUAGAAGCAUCCUCACCAGUAAAAACGGACUUUGUUUUUCAAAAAGGAAGCAAGAAAGUUAACUUUAAGUCUAACAGUUUCCAGGUUACAUUUCAUUCAUUGACAAAUAAUAACAAAAUGAGUUCCAAUA
Molecule: messenger RNA, 1209 nt
Organism: Cyprinodon tularosa
Lineage: Eukaryota; Metazoa; Chordata; Actinopteri; Cyprinodontiformes; Cyprinodontidae
Product: solute carrier family 25 member 45
Exons: 8
Coding region: 181-1083 (300 amino acids)
Biological process (GO): transmembrane transport
Cellular component (GO): mitochondrion
Molecular function (GO): transmembrane transporter activity
Source: RefSeq, a predicted model, not a curated record